AUGGGAGGAAAGGGAGCGAACUCGCAGUCAUAUAUCGAGGUUUGUAUAUGCAGAAGUAUCCAAACUAAGCAAGGCAGUCAUGAAACCAAGAUUCCACCGACUGAGGAGCAUCAAGACAGAUUUCGUCUUCUUUUGACGGAUGUUUUCACCGUAAACGUAUGCUAUAGUGGGGGCGCCAAUGGGUAUCUUUCAGUCAUUUGGUCUGCGGGAGAAAUUAAUCACUCGUCUUUCACUAGCAUCGAAUUUCCAAAAGAGGCGAAUAAUAAGAUGUGA
This is a messenger RNA of Botrytis fragariae, 273 nucleotides long. RefSeq lists its product as uncharacterized. Bases 1 to 273 code for a protein of 90 amino acids. Lineage: Eukaryota; Fungi; Ascomycota; Leotiomycetes; Helotiales; Sclerotiniaceae. The record is from RefSeq and is a predicted model, not a curated record. The transcript is spliced from 2 exons.